AUGGGCAUCAAAUCCGUCAAUAGCAGAGAGGCCCCGUACUUGGUCUUCAUCAACACCUGGAAGCACAUUCGGGAAUCGGGCCUCGAUGCCGCCAUGGGAAUCAGCGCCCUGGUCAUGCUGUACCUGAUCAGAUGGGUCUUCACCACCUGGGCUCACAAGGUACCGAAACACCAGCGCCUUCUCUUCUUCCUCAACACCCUACGCAGCGUCUUCGUCAUCUUGCUAUACACCCUGAUUAGCUGGCUUGUCAACAUGCACCGCAAGGAUCACCCGGCCUUCAAGAUUCUCGGCUCUGUUCCCAGAGGUUUCCAGGCUGUCGGCGUUCCGGUAAUCGACACAACUCUCAUCGGCGCCUUCGCCAGGUUCCUUCCCGCCAGCGUCAUCGUGCUCCUUGUCGAACACAUUGCCAUCUCCAAGUCCUUUGGUCGCCUCAACAACUACGUCAUUGACCCGUCCCAGGAAAUGGUAGCCAUCGGCUCCAAGGCAGGCGUGCGCACCCCGGCCUCCGGCGUCAUCACCGGCGCCGUCGUGCUCCUGGCCACCUACACCCUAACCUCGCUCUUCUUCUAUAUCCCGAGCGCGUCCUUGGCCGCUGUCAUCAUCCACGCCGUCGCGGAUCUCGUCACCUCGCCCAACACUGUGUACCAGUUUUGGAAGGUGUCUCCCCUCGAGGUCCUCAUCUUCUUUAUCGGUGUUUUUGUCAGCGUCUUCUCCAACAUUGAAAACGGCAUCUACGCCACCGUGUGUAUUUCGGCUGCCAUCCUCUUCUUCCGCACUCUUAAGGCUAGGGGUUCCUUCCUUGGAAAAGUCCGUGUGCACUCCGUCCUCGGCGACCACAUUAUCGGCGAGGACCACCGCAAGGUCGUCGGCUCCUACGGCACAUUCGGCAGCUCGGAUCACGCCGUACGCAGCGUCUUCCUUCCCAUCACGCACGACGACGGCCACAACCCCCAGAUCGAUAUCCAGAACCCGUACCCGGGCAUCUUCAUCUAUCGCUUCACCGAGGGCUACGAGCGGCUCGGCGACAGGCCCUGGAACGACCCUGGUCCUUCGCGCACCAAGAGAAAGGCGCAGAGGAACGGCGGUGACACGUUUGACGAGGAGGACGGCAUGCCGACGCUGAAGGCCAUCAUUUUGGAUUUCAGCUCCGUCAACCACGUCGACAUCACCUCCGUGCAGCGCCUCAUCGACGUCAGGAACCAGCUCGACCGGUAUACCGCCCCUGAGACGGUGGACUGGCACUUUGCCUGCAUCUCGAACCGCUGGACCAAGCGCGCCCUCGUCUCGGCCGGCUUCGGUUGCUGGAGGGGCGGGACCGAGGGGCGCGAGCACCAGUGGCGUUCCAUUUUUAGCGUCGCCGAGAUUGGCGUGAUCAAGGAGGCGAACGGCGAAGAUGACGAGGGCGGCGAGGUCGAGGCCGAGGGGGCGAGCGUAGUGACUCCGAUUGCGACGCCGGGACAGGGCGUGAAGCGGAGGAGGCACUCCAAGACUAAGCGCAAGGGAGCUAUUAUCCAGGGUCUCAACCGGCCGCUGUUUCACGUGGAUCUGACGAAUGCUCUUCAAAGCGCCAUUGCUAAUGUCGAGGCGAGGCACGACAUCGAGCAUUCGGUGGGUGUUACAACGUCCACUGGGUCUUGA
Messenger RNA from Parascedosporium putredinis, 1638 nucleotides. NCBI's taxonomy places the organism in Eukaryota, Fungi, Ascomycota, Sordariomycetes, Microascales, Microascaceae. The record is from the annotation of a GenBank genome assembly.